AUGGCCGCCGUCCCUGAAGGAUAUUACGAAUCCACAAACCCGUUUCUUGUUCACGGGCCAAGAGGUUUUGAAGAGUUCAAGUUGCUUGAGAGUUUUGGCAUGUACGUGAGGAUGGACUUUCCCGGCGUUCCGGAGGAGUGCGUGAGGGUUUCUCUAGACCCGGCGAAGAAAUCUUUGGCUGUCUACGCAGAUGCUCCCAAGGUCCACAGAUACGACCUCGCUCAACGGAAGUACCUCUCCGUCAUCGAAACCGUCUGCAGAUGCUGCGUGUUCGACCGCUUCACUUACCAAAUGUCCGACGGUGUUUUAAGGCUUCAUCUCUCCAAGUCUAACAUCGAUCCAAGUCACUCUUCCUGCAUCGAGUUUAAAUAUUCUGCUUUCGGAGAAGAUAUCUCUGGCAAUGACAUGGACGAGUCGUAUGAGUCGAAGCAGCUCGAAGACGGCAAUUUAUACGUGCGUUUAGACAUGCCAGGCGUUCCCAAGGACAACUUCACUGUCUCAGUGGCUAACGGCAAAGUAAACGUGACUGGUCAAGCUCCUGCUCUUGACCACGACUCAGGUUCUCGGUUGUACUCUAGCGACGUGGUUAUCCUCUCCGGUCCUGUCGACUUUCCUAUCCAUCGGGUCAAAACCAUCAUCAAGAACGGUGUCAUUAGACUCCUCAUCCCUCCCGUUUGA
This is a messenger RNA of Brassica oleracea var. oleracea, 678 nucleotides long. RefSeq lists its product as uncharacterized. Bases 1 to 678 code for a protein of 225 amino acids. NCBI's taxonomy places the organism in Eukaryota, Viridiplantae, Streptophyta, Magnoliopsida, Brassicales, Brassicaceae. The record is from RefSeq and is a predicted model, not a curated record. The transcript has 3 exons.